This is a messenger RNA of Chenopodium quinoa (quinoa), 579 nucleotides long. RefSeq lists its product as uncharacterized. The transcript is spliced from 2 exons. Gene Ontology annotation, molecular function: nucleic acid binding. Gene Ontology annotation, biological process: DNA integration. Lineage: Eukaryota; Viridiplantae; Streptophyta; Magnoliopsida; Caryophyllales; Amaranthaceae. The coding region runs from base 1 to 579 and encodes 192 amino acids. The record is from RefSeq and is a predicted model, not a curated record.
AUGUUGAGGAAACAUGGAGUGCAGCAACGGUUCGGCCUUCCAUAUCAUCCUCAAUCGAGUGGCCAAGUAGAGGUCUCCAAUCGUCAAAUAAAGCUCAUUCUUGAGAAGACGGUUGCAAGGAAUAGAAAGGAUUGGUCGGACAAGUUAGAUGAUGCUCUUUGGGCUUAUAGGACGGCUUUUAAGACACCUAUUGGUACCACUCCAUAUCGCCUUGUCUAUGGAAAAUCAUGCCAUCUCCCGGUAGAGCUUGAACAUCGUGUCUUGUGGGCCAUCAAGAAGAUAAAUUUUGACUUAGCUAGUGCGGGGGAGAAGAGGUGGUUGGAUCUUCAUGAGCUAGAGGAACUUCGAUUUGAUGCUUACGAUUGUGCUAGCACCUACAAAGCUCGCUCCAAGGAGGUUCAUGACAAGUUGAUUGAGAAAAAAGAGUUUUGUGUAGAUGUUUUUGAUAAUGGUGCCGUGGAGAUUUCUCCUUUGAACUCCUCAUCUUCAUUUAAGGUUAAUGGUCAUCGGCUCAAGAAGUACUAUGAUGGAGUGUUUGUUGGACUUGUUCACAAAAUGAUUCUUUUUAAGCCACCUUGA